Molecule: messenger RNA, 682 nt
Organism: Colletotrichum phormii
Lineage: Eukaryota; Fungi; Ascomycota; Sordariomycetes; Glomerellales; Glomerellaceae
Exons: 1
Coding region: 141-482 (113 amino acids)
Source: RefSeq, a predicted model, not a curated record
UAUUUUAAUGGAUUUGAACUACAACACGGCGUGGAAGUUCAAUUGGGGAUCACUGUCCUCGGGAUUCAGAGGGAGACGGCGUUUUGAUUGUGUCGGGCAAGACAACGGAGAUUUUUGCCUUUAUUUUUCCUCAUCAUGCGAUGAGCCACUCGAUGGUCGGAUGUGGGAUGUCCGUUAUUUCCACAUUGUUGUUCGGAGUCGGAGGCACUUUUCGGCUUGCAACGACCUUGACGGGCCGUGGUCAUCGCCGAGUCAUCAGUUGCGCAAGCUCCGAUUGCUGGGCUUGGUGUCUGUCUGCCCAUAACCUUCGAAGAUGCAGAGGUGGCGUCAAUACUUACAGCCUUUGUCAGGCAGUGCCUUCGCCCCUCUUCAUCAUUCUCCACGUCGUUGAUGAGAGAUCACUAUUGGAGGGGACUAGAGAACUUUCGAAUUCAACAAGCUUUACCUCACACUUUGGGAUGUGUCGCAUUCUUAUCUGCUGACGUUUUCACUUUGAAUCGCAGUGAUGACUAAGGCUGAGAUGAUACAGGACAGCGAUGUUUUCAGUAUUACCGUUCUUACGGGUGGUUGGGAAACGUGUGCAACAGACAACGGCUGCCCUGCGAGCAAGCUGUCCCGAUAGGUUGGGAAGCCAUUGUGGUCAAAGUAGGAUUUCAAGGGAGUCUCCAUUCAUGCAUGCGGC